AUGGCUACCAACGGUACCAACGGCACGUCAUCUCAUUCGAGAUUCGACAGCUCUUCGACUAUUCCCUUGUGGCUAGACGGCCAGGAAGUCAAGCUCUCGUCCACAUUCGACGUCGUUUCCCCGCUUGACCACAAAGUCCUGUAUCAGUGCUCGGCUGCCGGCGAGGAAGAUGCUCUCAAGGCCAUCGCAUCAGCAGAAAAAGCCUUCAAAACAUGGUCGAAGUCAAAACCAAUCACAAGGCGAGACAUAUUCCUGAGGGCGGCGGAGGGAUUUAAGCAGAGGAGGGACGAGCAAUUUCAUUAUAUUCAUACUGAGACUGGCGCAGCCGAAUCCAUGUUUGCAUUUGAGUAUAACCUGGCGUACGAGGCGUGUAUGAGUGUGGCGGGCCUGGUUCAAGUGGCCACUACUUCUACCAUGCCGGUUGUCGCCGAGGAGGGUAGGACUGCGAUGGUGAUCAAAGAACCCUACGGCGUAGUUCUGGGGAUUGCUCCUUGGAAUGCCCCCACCGCUCUGGGUGUGCGUGCCUGUUUGCAGCCCCUCGCAAUGGGAAACACAGUGAUCCUCAAAGGUCCAGAAGCAGCACCGGCGACAUACUACACCAUUGCGUCGGUCCUGCACGAGGCUGGGCUACCUGCGGGCUGUCUCAACACAAUCUACCAUCGACCUGCAGAUGCUGCAAAAGUCACUACCGCUCUGGUCUCCCAUCCAGCCAUCAAGAAGAUCAAUUUCACCGGCUCUACCGCAGUCGGUUCCAUUAUCGCGUCUAUGGCGGGCAAAUACCUCAAGCCAACUGUCAUGGAACUUGGUGGCAAGGCGCCCUCCAUCAUCUGCGAAGACGCCAACGUCGAGACUGCGGCGCUGCAAUGCGCGCUCGGUGCUUUCCUGCACGCCGGGCAGAUCUGCAUGGCCACCGAGCGUAUAAUCGUGAAUGCCAAGAUCGUCGACAAGUUCCGCCCCGCGCUCAAAGCCACCCUGGACCAGGUCUUCAGCGAAGAAGGCUUGGGGAUUCCACAACUUGUGACGACGGCACCGGUCGAGAAGAACAAAAAACUCGUUUCCGAUGCUCUUUCCAAGGGCGCCGUCCCCCUCCAUGGCGACCCUGAUCACCAUGAACCUUCGAAAACGAAGAUGCGGCCCGUCGUUAUCGAGAACGUGCAGCCGCACAUGGACAUCUACCACACGGAGUCGUUUGGUCCGACCGUAUCUCUGUUUGUGGUGAAUUCGGACGAGGAGGCCAUUGAAAUCGCCAACGACACCGAAUACGGUCUCGCCAGUGCCGUGUUUACAGAAGACCUCCGGCGUGGAUUGCGUAUCGCGCGUCAGAUUGAGACCGGCGCUGUGCACAUCAACUCCAUGACUGUACAUGAUGAAGCGGCUCUUCCGCACGGAGGCGCGAAGAAGAGUGGAUUUGGCCGAUUCAACAGCUUGCAGGGUCUUGAAGAAUGGGUCCGGACCAAGGCUGUCACAUGGAAGGACUGA
This is a messenger RNA of Capronia coronata CBS 617.96, 1479 nucleotides long. RefSeq lists its product as uncharacterized. Lineage: Eukaryota; Fungi; Ascomycota; Eurotiomycetes; Chaetothyriales; Herpotrichiellaceae. Gene Ontology annotation, molecular function: succinate-semialdehyde dehydrogenase (NAD+) activity. The record is from RefSeq and is a predicted model, not a curated record. Bases 1 to 1479 code for a protein of 492 amino acids. The transcript has 2 exons.